AUGGCUACUACUUCAGUAAAAAAUCAUGUCGACGAGCAAGAGCGUGAUUCCGCUCCUGGACCAUUAGGAUGUAAAUAUGACGACUCUUUGACGGAGCUGCACAUUCAACUUGUUGUCCCCGGAAUCCGGGAAAAGUCUUUCAUGAAGGCCUCAAAUACUCAGGUUUUUCUGAAAAGUGACUGCACGAGCCUGAGCUGUCAUAUCGAAAUAAUCAAAGUCAAUAAGAAAGUGAAGCCUCCGAUGAAGACGGUUAUUGAUAGGCGAUUUUAUGAGGUUGAGAAAUUCCCUGGUGAAAUAUCUGAUGUCUCCUUUCGAUUGAAGAAGAACUGCUGCAUUUUAAUUAUUCGUAAAAAGGUACCUCAGUCCUGGGCGAAUUUCAUGAGCCAGUCUGGUUUUUGA
Cylicostephanus goldi is the source of this 399-nucleotide messenger RNA. NCBI's taxonomy places the organism in Eukaryota, Metazoa, Nematoda, Chromadorea, Rhabditida, Strongylidae. The record is from the annotation of a GenBank genome assembly.